AUGUCCUAUCACGACCGACCAGUCCGUCCUGGGCAGCCGGGCAACUACUCGCCCUCCUCGUCUGGCGCUGCCACUCCCACCACCUCCGCCGCCUCCUCGACCUUCCUCUCACACUCCUUCUCCGGCCUUGCCAGCGGCUUCGGCGGCCUCGUCCGCCGCAUCUCGGACAUGACCGCCGUCCAGGGCCAUCACGAUGACAUGUCCAAGUCCCCAGCCUCGCUCGGCAGCCCGCUGUCUUAUCCGAACCAGUGGAACAAUGGCAUAAACGGCGUCUACACGCCACCCAUAAACAGAUCUGCCUCCCCGCUGAGGCCACCGCCACUCGAGCCCCUGGAGCUCAAGGGGUUCAGGGACGACACCACGGAGGCGGCAAGGCUGCUCACGCCGGCCGUCGCGGAGGAGAUCCGCAUCAUGGUCCCGGAGCGGCAGCGCAUCGAGGAGGAGUGGAAUCUCAUCUACAGCCUGGACCAGGACGGCGCGAGCCUGGGAACCCUGUAUGAGAAGUGCAGCCCCUUCCAGGGCACGCGGAACAGCUUCGUCCUCGUCAUCAGGGACAGCUACGGCGGCCUUUUUGGCGCCUACCUCUCCGAAUCACCGCACCCGUCGCCGCACUACUUCGGCAACGGGGAGACAUUCCUCUGGCGGGCAUCCGUCCUCGCAGCCCUCCCACCGCCGCCCUCAGAGGACACAACAAACCUCACCCGCGUCACAACCAUAUCCAGCCCCACGCAUACCCGCUUCCCCAGGGCCCAGCUGCCGCCGCCGCCGCCGCCACCGCCAAAACCGGAACCAGAAGAAGACCUGCUCAUAGACUUCUCCGACGACCUGCCGUCCAAGCCAGCCCCGCCCGCAGACCCCAUGGCAUCGCUGCUCGGCUUGGCCCAAGCCCCGCCGGCGGCCCAGGCGCCCUCGCCGGCCAGGACCCCGAGCCCCAACAUCCCGAUGACCCCGGUCAUCCGCUUCAAGGCGUUUCCAUACAGCGGCGAGAACGACUUUUACAUGUACUGCGAGCCCCACUGCCUGUCCGUGGGGGGUGGCGACGGCCACUACGGCCUGUGGCUCAACGACUCGCUGGCGAGGGGCAUCAGCUCGCGCUGCCUGACCUUCGGGAACGAGCCGCUGAGUGACGAGGGCGAGAAGUUUGGGGUGUUGGGCGUCGAGAUGUGGGUGAUUGGCCGCGGGGGGCGGCAGUGA
Messenger RNA from Diaporthe batatas, 1194 nucleotides. RefSeq lists its product as uncharacterized. The record is from RefSeq and is a predicted model, not a curated record. Lineage: Eukaryota; Fungi; Ascomycota; Sordariomycetes; Diaporthales; Diaporthaceae. Bases 1 to 1194 code for a protein of 397 amino acids. The transcript is spliced from 2 exons. Gene Ontology annotation, cellular component: nucleus. Gene Ontology annotation, biological process: response to oxidative stress.